Messenger RNA from Trichomonas vaginalis G3, 1212 nucleotides. RefSeq lists its product as uncharacterized. NCBI's taxonomy places the organism in Eukaryota, Parabasalia, Trichomonadida, Trichomonadidae. The record is from RefSeq and is a predicted model, not a curated record. Bases 1 to 1212 code for a protein of 403 amino acids. The transcript has a single exon.
AUGACCAACAAUUAUCUUCUUCCUAUUUUAUAUGAGAGUCAGAGCAUAAACAUAGAAUGGGAUCAAAAUGAAAUUACUACUUCCGAAAUUAAAAAUGAAGUAAUUCGUCAAUUAAAGUUAUUUCCAAUAAAAAAAUUGCACAUUAGAUUGGAUGACAAAGAAUAUUCUGACGAAACAUCAAUUAACAUACAUUCUUUGGGUAAUAAACCUCUUAGAAUUAUUCCAGAAGUAGGUAUUUACCCAAAUAAUUUAACACCCAAAGACAUUAUCAUGCAGUACUUAAAAAUCAACAAAUUGGAGUGGGAUAACUCAGAUAACUACGAUAUAAUCUUCAAGUUUUCCGAUAAUAACAAAGUCAUUUCCGAUUUAAGUCCAAAAGAAAUUUUAUCAGGGUGUUACAUUAUUCCAAAAGUUACAAAUCAUCCAAUGGAAUUCGAUAACACGGUAUUUGAAAAUAAAAUCGCACCCGAAAUUCCCAAACAAACAGCUAAAAAAGAUAUACAAGCUAAAUUUAUUAAUUUCGAAGGCGAACCCGAAGAAAAAAUCCUCAGAAUCAAAAAGGUUAUGCAAUGGGACGAACUUUCGCAAGUAAUACAUGAUAAUUUCGAUAAAAAGCCAUUCAAAAUUUUUUACAAAUACGGAAAUAAAGUUGAAGAAAUAGAACACUGGAAAGCUUACAUACUAUCAGAGAAUGCUGAAAUAUUGUUUAUUGUAAAACAAGCGGCAAAAAAUAUUCCACAAAACUCUUCACAAAAUUCUGUUAUUACUAUUCCACAAAAUUCUUCAAGUAUAAAGCCUCAAUCUACUUCGCAACAAUCAAGUAUCCAUAAACAAACAGAAAUACCAAAUAAUACCAAUAAAAAUGGUAGUUUUAUUGAACAAUUUAAAAAGGAGUUCGGUAUGCAACAAAACCCACGUGUUUUAUUAGCAGAGUUAUAUUAUUAUAAGACAUCAGAUUUAAUGGCAGCUUUUAAUAUAUACAGGAAAUCGAUUGACUGGAAAAUUCAAUAUGUCAACAAAGAAAUUGAAAAUAUUAUUAUAGAGGCUUGUAAAAAUAUUAUGGUUAAUGACGAAGAAACAAUUAAACAAUAUAUUAAAGAUUAUCUCAAAUUGAACAAUGGAAAUUAUCCAAACAGACUGUCAGACUUUUUCGAUGUCGACCUCACAAAGAUAGAUAAUCCUCUAGAACUCAAAGAUAACGUCAAUAUAUAA